Messenger RNA from Topomyia yanbarensis, 3101 nucleotides. It is a transcript of the gene CRMP, whose product is annotated as dihydropyrimidinase. Lineage: Eukaryota; Metazoa; Arthropoda; Insecta; Diptera; Culicidae. The transcript has 8 exons. The record is from RefSeq and is a predicted model, not a curated record. Gene Ontology annotation, biological process: pyrimidine nucleobase catabolic process. Gene Ontology annotation, cellular component: cytosol; cytoplasm. The coding region runs from base 241 to 2031 and encodes 596 amino acids. Gene Ontology annotation, molecular function: dihydropyrimidinase activity.
GGUGGCUUUCCCUGACACAAAGAUAGCUUUUUUCCUUCUUUUCACCAAGUGAGGAAAAAAUUCAAUUAAAGUUAAAUUUUAUCUGAGUUUAAUCAUCCUACUGGUUCCAUAAACAUUUCUGUCAGCUAUUUUGCAAUACGCAUAAACAAACUUCAAACUAGUUGGGGAAACAAAACGUGGGAUAGCAGCGAGCAGCAAGAUCAACAUCAGAAUCACCGUUAAAUUAGGAACAUAAGAACGAUGGCAGCCCCAGCUCCGGUGAAGAAAGUGCCAAUUCAUUUGCAGAGUGCACAAAACCGUCUGUACAUAAAACGGGGUCACGUGGUGAACCACGAUGGCAUGCAGCAGGCAGAUGUCUACAUCGAGGACGGAACAAUCAGAUAUGUCGGCUCGGGUGCAGACUUUGUCGUCCCCGGAGGCUGCCGCACGAUAGAUGCAACUGGAAAAAUGCUCCUCCCGGGUGGUAUCGAUCCACAUACACACUUUCAGCUAGAGUUUGGCGGUACCGUCUCGGUCGAUGACUUCUAUCAGGGCACCAAGGCGGCCGUCGCCGGCGGAACCACCACAGUCAUUGAUUUUGUCAUUCCGCAAAAGGGAGAAUCGCUACUGGAGGCCUAUGACACGUGGCGGGUCCGAGCCGACUCGAAGGUGGUCUGUGAUUACGGUUUACACGUCGCUAUCACCUGGUGGUCCAAAUCGGUUCGAGACGAGAUGAAGAUUCUGUGCCAAGAACGCGGCGUGAACUCGUUCAAAUGUUUCAUGGCGUACAAGGGACUGUUCCAGGUGACCGACAGUGAGCUGUAUGAAAUUUUCGAGACGUGCAAGGAGUUGGGUGCCGUUGCACAGGUUCACGCCGAGAAUGGAGACGUCAUUGCCAAGAACGUACAAAAACUGCUAGAGGCUGGCGUCACCGGGCCCGAGGGGCACGAGCUAUCCCGCACGGAAGAAGUGGAAGCCGAGGCGGUGAAUAGAGCUUGCGUGAUUGCGCAUCAGGCUAAAUGUCCAUUGUACGUAGUGCAUGUGAUGAGCAAAUCGGCCGGAAUCGAGGUAGCACGUGCUCGCCGCCGUUACAAUGGCGUAGGUAUUUUCGGCGAAACACUAGCAGCCGCGUUGGGCACCGAUGGCACGCAUUAUACAGACAAGUGCUGGCACCAUGCCGCCGGUCAUGUUCUAAGCCCUCCGCUUAGACCGGAUCCCACGACACCAGAGUUUAUGAUGAAACUACUCGCUCAGGAUGAUCUGCAAACCACUGGCAGUGACAAUUGCACCUUUAACAAGAGCCAGAAAGAACUCGGUCGCAACGACUUUUCCAAGAUUCCCAACGGCGUCAAUGGAGUCGAGGAUCGCAUGUCAGUAGUCUGGGAGAAGGGCGUUCAAACAGGAUUAAUUGAUCCGCAACGUUUCGUGGCCAUCACCAGUACAAACGCGGCCAAGAUCUUCAAUCUGUAUCCUCGCAAGGGUCGCAUCGCAGUCGGCUCGGAUGCGGAUAUACUUGUUUGGGACCCGAAGGAAGUGCGUACAAUCUCCGCUUCGACGCAUCACCAGGCGUGUGAUUUCAACAUUUUCGAGGGAAUGAAGUGCCAUGGAGUGCCAGAGUACGUGAUUGUUCACGGUCGGGUCUGUUUGGAAAAUGGAGUGUUUAGAGUAGCGGAAGGCCAGGGGUCAUUUCUGGAAACUCCUGUCUAUCCUCCGUUUGUGUAUGAUGCUCUGAACGGAAUCACCGAUCGAAACGGUGAUGACAAGAGCGCACGGAAUGGUUUGCAAGCUUUGGAUUUGAACCAGAAACACGAUGUUGACAUUCCGGAACCGUACGCUCUACCGGAAAAGUACGUGCCAGGCCCAGCGCUUAGCAUCGUUUCGGGAGAUUCACAGCUUAGCACGCCACAUAGCGCGAGGGGUCAUCGACCGGAUGGAAGUAAGAAUAUGCAGCAGUCAACCUUCUCUAUCAGUGAGGAACUCGACGGAGGAGAUAAGCGUUCGUGCAUCCGCGUGAAGAAUCCACCAGGUGGAAAAUCUUCCGGAUUUUGGUAAACUCAACCAGCUUAAACAAUCGCGCUUGUUUGUACUCUGCUUCCAAAAAGUAACUUACUUAUUAUCGAGCAAAUGAAGGGUAAUAAAAACCAACAAACAUCACGGAUCCGAGUGCGACGAGUAAGCAAGUAUCGAAGUAAAUUCAGAUGUCGAUAACAUCUCCACAAACUAACACACGUUUGGAAGCGUGUUUCAACUAUACCAAAUCAGAUCGCUACCGUUUAGAACAGUAGUAGUUAAACAACCAAUUCAAUGUAAUGCGUACCAAGUUAUAGAAUCACAAACCGAAUAGACAUUGCAUUCUGAAAUUCAUCUUUAAAGCGAAGUUCACAAUAUAAUUCACCCCUCCCAACUAAAUCGAUAGAAGCAUUAAAAUGCGGAAGCGAACCGAACAAUUGUAAUGUCUCUAAGCGCUAGUGAAAGACUUAGCAAACUGAAACCAAACUGAUAAUCGUACUAACUACUUGCAUGUCUCUCAUUGUGCACCGGUUGAUGAUUUAGUUAUAGAUGAGCUUUAAAUAUGUAACUUAACUUUAUUUAUAGCAUCUUAUUCGCAAAGGUGACACAUAUUACAACAACAGUAAUAUGCAACUUUCGAGCAGGCUGAAAUGUGCAAUGAACUUUCGUAGUAAAAUAUAAGAACACCGUCAAAAUUUAAACCAUUCAUUCAAACGCACAAUUCGUUCAUCCCGCAUAACAAAUUCGACCAAAUCCCUCACAAAUUGUAACUAAAUAUUCUAUCUAUUCAUAUAACAAUAAAGAAAAGUGUACCUUUCGUAAGUAAAAUCCGUUGCGAUUAAGUUUUUAAUUGUAGACAACAACAAAACUUGUUGAAUGUUUUUUUUGUAAGCUUAGCAAAAUGUUCAAAACCCGCGUAACUGCAAAUUGUCUAUUUACGUACGUCUGCUUAUAUGAUGAGAAAUUUAUUAGUAUCGUGAAUGCGUUUUUGUUUUCCAUUUGUACUAAGCGAAAUGCAAACUAAAUAAUAAAUUAAUAAAAGUGUAAUUUAAGUUGACUGCAGCGUGACUCUUGUAUCCGUGAGAACAGAAAUAAACUUAAAAUUAUACAGA